Molecule: messenger RNA, 1260 nt
Organism: Microthlaspi erraticum
Lineage: Eukaryota; Viridiplantae; Streptophyta; Magnoliopsida; Brassicales; Brassicaceae
Source: the annotation of a GenBank genome assembly
AUGAACAGUAUCUUCUCCAUUGACGAUUUCUCCGAUCCCUUUUGGGAAGCACCUCCGCCUCUUAAUCCGGACUCAGCCAAGGCUGUUACCGCGGAGGAGGUUAGCCAGAGUCAGCCGGAAUGGACUUUCGAGAUGUUUCUGGAAGAGAUUUCCUCGUCGGUGAGCUCGGAGCCAGUGGGAAACAACAACAACAACAACAACGCCAUCGUCGGAGUUUCCUCGGCGCAAUCCCUUCCUUCUGUUUCGGGACAGAACGAUUUCGAGGACGACAGUCGAUUCCGCCGCGAUCGCGAUUGGGAUUCCGCCGCUCCGAUUCCGCCGUCGACGGUGAUUGCUGAUUCCGAUGAUUACCGUCGCGUUCUCAAAAACAAGCUUGAGACUGAGUGUGCUUCUGCUGUAGCUCUAAGGGCUGAGUCUGUGAAGCCUGAAGAUUCGACUAGCUCUCCCGAAACUCAGUUUCAACCAGCUCAAUCCAGUCCUCUCGCUCAAGGUUCUUUGAUGACCAGUGGAGAACGUGGUGUCUCUUCUCCAUUACCAGCUGAGCUGAAAAAAACUGGCGUAGUACCAAUGAAGCAGGUCAUGAGUGGAUCAUCGAGAGAAUAUUCUGAUGACGAUGACCUUGAUGAAGAGAAUGAAACCACUGGUUCCUUGAAACCAGAAGACGUCAAAAAAUCCAGAAGGAUGCUGUCAAACCGAGAGUCAGCAAGGCGAUCUAGAAGGAGAAAGCAGGAGCAAACAUGUGAUCUCGAAACACAGGUCAAUGAGCUAAAAGGUGAACAUUCAACACUUCUGAAGCAACUGAGCAGCAUGAAUCACAAGUAUGAUGACGCUGCUGUUGGCAAUAGAAUACUAAAAGCUGACAUUGAGACAUUAAGAGCUAAGGUGAAAAUGGCGGAAGAAACUGUUAAGAGAGUGACAGGAAUGAAUCCACUGCUUCUCGGGAGAUCAAACGGACAUAACAACAACAACAACAUCAGAGUGCCAUUAACUGGUAACCACAGGAUGGAUUCUUCUUGCAUCAUUCCAGCUUUUCAACCACAAUCAAACCUAAACCAUUUGCCAAAUCCCAACAUUGGCAUGCCAAGACUCGAUAACAGUUUCGCUCCUCCUCCUCCUCCAUCCGUAAACUCCCAAACAAACUCUCACUUGCAGAGGAUAAGAAAUGCGCAAAAUCACCAUGUUGCUCCAAGCACUAGUCCAUAUGGCUGGAAUCCUGAACCUCAGAACGAUACAUCAUGGCCAAAGAAAUGCAUAGACUGA